This is a messenger RNA of Humulus lupulus (European hop), 345 nucleotides long. RefSeq names its product secreted RxLR effector protein 161-like. The coding region runs from base 1 to 345 and encodes 114 amino acids. NCBI's taxonomy places the organism in Eukaryota, Viridiplantae, Streptophyta, Magnoliopsida, Rosales, Cannabaceae. The transcript has a single exon. The record is from RefSeq and is a predicted model, not a curated record.
AUGUCUAACCCUGGAAGAGAACACUGGAAUGCAAUGAAAUGGGUUUUUAGAUACUUAAAAGGCUCUACUCAUAUUGGUCUUAAGUUCACUAAGAGGCCAAACAACAACUUAAUUGAAGGGUAUAGUGAUGCAGAUUAUGCUGGAGACAGAGACAGUAGAAAAUCCACCUCUGCCUAUUUUUUCUUACUAGGAGGUAAUUGUGUAAGUUGGAGGGUUCAGCUACAACAUGUGGUUGCCCUAUCCACUACUGAAUCAGAGUAUAUAGCAGUUACAGAAGCUAUUAAGGAGGCAAUCUGGAUCAAAGGCUUAAUGGAAGAAGUACAACUACUCAGGGAAGACCUAUAA